This is a messenger RNA of Populus euphratica (Euphrates poplar), 636 nucleotides long. RefSeq lists its product as uncharacterized. The transcript has 2 exons. The record is from RefSeq and is a predicted model, not a curated record. NCBI's taxonomy places the organism in Eukaryota, Viridiplantae, Streptophyta, Magnoliopsida, Malpighiales, Salicaceae. The coding region runs from base 1 to 636 and encodes 211 amino acids.
AUGGUGAAAAAAUGGAUCAAGUGGGUUAUCAUUGAGAAGAUUUUGAGAUCUAUGACCUCAAAGUUUGAUUAUGUUGUACGUUCAGUGGAAGAAUCCAACAAUUUGGACACUUUAACAUUUGAUGAACUGCAGAGCAGCCUGUUAGUUCAUCAACAAAGAAUGAAGAGGCAUGGACAAAGCAGUGAAGAGCAAGCAUUGAAGGUUACCAACGAGGAUAGAGCUGGUGGUAGAGGAAGAGGACGUGAAAAGUUCAGAGAGGCAGAUAAAGAAGAGGAGGUUCUCUUGAUGGCUCAUGUUGAACCCAACGAUGUAAAGAGGGAAGGAGUCUGGUUUCUUGAUUCAGGCUGCUCAAACCACAUGUCAGGAAACAAACAGUGGUUUGUGGACUUUGAUGAGCGAUUCUGGUAUUCAGUGAAGCUAGGGAACAAUUCAAGGAUGCCAAUAAUGAGAAGGGGAAACAUCAAGAUAGAGAUUGGAGGAAUAAUUCAAGUAGUGGCCAAUGUGUUUUAUGUUCCGGAGCUUACAAAUAAUUUGCUGAUUGUUAGUCAGUUACAAGAGAAAGGGCUAGCCAUUCUGAUUCAAGAUGGAGCAUGUAGAAUUUAUCAUCCCAGCAGAGGUCUUAUAGCACAUGCUUAA